This is a messenger RNA of Ornithodoros turicata, 1600 nucleotides long. RefSeq lists its product as uncharacterized. The transcript has 5 exons. NCBI's taxonomy places the organism in Eukaryota, Metazoa, Arthropoda, Arachnida, Ixodida, Argasidae. The record is from RefSeq and is a predicted model, not a curated record. Gene Ontology annotation, biological process: mRNA 3'-end processing by stem-loop binding and cleavage. The coding region runs from base 31 to 1458 and encodes 475 amino acids. Gene Ontology annotation, cellular component: U7 snRNP. Gene Ontology annotation, molecular function: U7 snRNA binding.
GAGCGCUACUCAGGAGGUGUCUCAAGGAAUAUGGCGGCGCCCAAGAAUAACGAGACGUGUGAGAUGAAGAGUGGCGAUGAAAUAGAUCUGACGCGGGAAAUUCGAGAUCCAUUUGCUAUUUUUGAAGAAGAGGCUGUGCGAGUGCCCGUUCCAGAAGCUCAGCCGCUCGGGAGCCUUGAGGAGUUCGAGGAAAAAUUCCUUUCCGGUGCAAGCGUUUCCACGAAGGCUUCGGCACGCGAUGUUCAAUCGGAACAGACCGGGUCGGCCACGUUUGACGUGGAAGCCACGUUGCAAAGCCGGCCUCGAAGAAAAAUACGGAAUGUUCUCACUAAAAUGCAAGACGAAGCGCAGAAUAUGGGACCGAUGAGCAUCCUAUACCGCGCCGUCCGAGAUUCUAGGAGAGUCAAGGUCUGGACCCGUAGCCAUACCCGUGUUCGCGGCGUGCUCACGGCUUACGUGCUCGCUUACGACCGCCAUCUAAACCUCGCCCUGUCGGAUGUCGACGAAGUGGCCAUGCUUCCACGGAGAAUAAAGACGCCUAUUUACAAGAUUGUCCAAGCUACGCCAAAAGGUGAUCUACCAGGAGGAACGAGAGGACCGGAACAGAAGACAACGACAAGCUCCGAACCGCAGGGAACCGAAAGUGGCCCUCAUACACCACCAGGAACCCCGCCCGAAAGUUCGGACGACGAGGACAACGUCCGUCCAAGGAGGAGGGAAUCACCUGGGCGCCGGACUAGCCACACCGAAAGGCAUCAAGAACGUGAUCCUGGCUGCAGGACGAGACCGCGGUCUACAAGACGUCAAUCUCGUACAACGUGCAGUACAGACUCGCCUGAAGCGGAUAUAAAGCCUUCCUCAGUUUCUGGAAGAGCUGAGGACCCGUCUUCUCCUCACCCAACAAGACGUCACGGAAAAGAACGCGUUGGGACGCAAUGCUCAAAGGACCAGUUGGCUUCUGUAAAUGCUACUGGUCAGAAAAUACCCGCUGAACAUGUGGAACCUGACGGACGGAAGGCGAAUGUUUACAGUGAGCAAUUGCGCGUUCAUGAAUCGGGUUCCGAAAAGGCUUCCUACACACCACCUGGAACACCUCCCAGUAGGAAGGGCAUCGUACUGAGGCAUACUUCUCAAGCUCCUGAUGAAUCUGUACGAUGUACACAGCCAGGUAGUUGGUCUCCUGCGCUCCCGGAACAACAAGAACUAGAAACUAAGGAACCAUUAACAACCGAUGGCGACCAAAGAAUCGAAGAAGCUCUGCAACAUCUUCGUCUGCACGGCGCACCUAGCGGAGAUACGACUCGAAAGAAGUUAACGGCAGAUGACGUCAAGAUACCCGUUCAAGUACGGCACAGGAAGAAAGAAAAAAGUGAGGAUUUGGUGCCGUGGCAGAGGCACGUCAACCAGUUGUUUCUUCGAGGGAAUAACGUUGUGUCCGUCGCUCUGCUCCCUGUUUGACUCGCAAAGUGAUUUUCUUGCAUCUUUGUACAUUCGUCGCUAUUCCACUUGUCCAGUGUUGGAGGUUACCGAGGUUGCGAAAUGUGCCUGGUGAGUUUCCUCGAUCGAUAUAAUAAAGCGCUCUCGAUGCCUCGAAGGACAA